AUGGUGGGUCCCGGAGACGCCGGCGAAGCGGUCGCGCCGAAUAAGGCCGCCGGCGCUCACGCCGCGUCGCACCCGGCGCGAAUGUCCACGCGCGCGCCGAGGGUCGACACCGUCAUCGCGCAGGCUGGCGGGGUGGCGCUGGGCAUCUGCCCGGGGCGGGGCGCCAACCACGGCGACACCACCGGCAGCGUCAUCCCGCCCAUAUACCCGUCGACGACGUACGCCCGCGAUCCGGAGACGUACCUUCCGCGGCCGCUGAUGGGCGCCGCGCGCGUCCCGAACCGCGUCGUCGCGACCGCCAUCGACGCACCGGCGCCGAACCGUCGCGAAGGCGCAGACGACGACCGGCCCGGUCGAUUCACCACCCUCGAAUCCGCCCCGGCGCACCCCGGCAAGAACGUGUACGCCAGGCCGGAUAACCCCACGUACGUCCAGGCGGAGGCGGUCAUCGCGGCGUUGGACGGCGGCGUUGGAUGCGCGCUCUUCUCCUCCGGGAUGGCGGCGGCGUGCGGCCUGGCCACCGCGCUGCUCAAACACGGCGAUCGGUGCGUGUUUCCAAGGCACUCGUAUUUCGCGUGCCGAGAGUACUUUCGCCAGCACUGCGCGCGCAUAGGAUGCGAGUUCAGGCUGUACGACUGUCGCAAGGGUAAGCUCCACGAGCACUUGAACGAGGGCGCGGACCCGAGGACGGACGAGGAGCUGUGGCGAACCGAGGGGAGCAGCGUCGAGACGGCCAUCGGCACGGAUGGAAAAACCAAACUCGUCUGGAUCGAAACCCCGGCAAAUCCCACGUGGGACGUGACGGACGUGCGACGCGUGUGCGACCGCGCGCACGCGUUCGGCGCGAGCGUCUGCGUGGAUAACACCGUGCUGACGCCGCUGUGCUGCGCGCCGAUCCGCCUCGGCGCGGACUUUGUCAUGCACUCGGCGACGAAAUAUCUCAACGGCCACUCCGACGUCGUCGCCGGGGCGGUGGUGGCAGCCGUAGACGACGAGCGGUGGGGAGCGGUCAAGUCGGCGAGGGCGAUGAACGGCGGGAUCCUCGGCUCGUUCGAGGCGUGGCUGCUGCUGCGCGGGAUGCGCACGCUGCACGUGAGGGUGCGGCGGCAGUGCGAGUCGGCGUCGUAUCUCGCCAAGAGACUCGCCUCGCAUAAGAACGUGAGCCACUGCCUGUACCAGGGCCUCGCGUCGCACCCCGGGCACGAUGUCGCGACGGCGCAGAGUACCGACGGCGUUUCCUUCGGCGGGAUGAUGAGCAUACGGGUGAAGGGCGGUGCGGACGCGGCGAAGAGCGUGUGCGGGCUGUGUAAGAUUUGGGUCCCGGCUACGUCGUUGGGCGGGGUGGAGUCCCUGAUCGAGCACAGGGCCACGCUGGAGGGCGGGUGCCUGGGCGGCGACAGCGGCGUUCCCGACGACCUCCUCCGUCUCAGCGUCGGCCUCGAGGACCCGGAGGACCUGUGGAUCGACCUGAAGGAGGCGUUGGAAGGGAAGAAACGCAAAGACUCUGACUACUUUCUGGAUCUCGCCGGCGCAAAGCCGGACGCCGCCGCAGCCGCAGCCGCGGAGUUUGACCGCAAACGAAAGGCCGAGUCGUGCGCGAUCGCGGGCAAGCGCGGGCACUACAAGGACCGCGUCAGGGUGACGGUCGACGGGGUCGAGGCGCCGGUGGGUAACGUGUGCAGGCGCGGGUGCGCGGGCCUCGACGUGCCGGUGUCUGAUAAGAGCGUCCACGCCAAGGUGAAGGGGGUGUCGUACUGCGCGAGGAGCGACGGGGCGUUUCCUGAUUGGCUCCGUGCGAGGUUUCCGGGGAUAAGCCUGGAUGACGUGGAGGCGGCGGUGGCGGCGAGGCCGGAGCUGCGAUGGGGGGAGAGGCUGCCGCCGGCGACGGCAAACGGAGGUGGGGAGUAGAUGAGUUUGUCGUGAGAGGAUGUUUGAUCACAGCCGUUCGGCUCGACAGUCCUUGCAACGAGAGCGCUGACGACCGUGCUCGCAGAUUUGAGACCC
Molecule: messenger RNA, 2004 nt
Organism: Micromonas commoda
Lineage: Eukaryota; Viridiplantae; Chlorophyta; Mamiellophyceae; Mamiellales; Mamiellaceae
Exons: 1
Coding region: 1-1908 (635 amino acids)
Biological process (GO): transsulfuration
Cellular component (GO): cytoplasm
Molecular function (GO): cystathionine gamma-lyase activity; pyridoxal phosphate binding
Source: RefSeq, a predicted model, not a curated record